AGCGCGGGGUCCAGUUCGCACCAUUAUCGGUCACCCAGGAGACCUGAGCACCGACAGUCCGCCAAGCAGCCAGCAGUCAAAGACGCAUCAUCCGUGCUUCAGCGCCAGGGAAGCGACCUUGAUGCGUAACUUUAUCGAGAACAUGGCGUUAUGGGCUGAUAUCACCGAUCCCGACCGGCAGUUUGAGACCAAUGUGCCGGUAAAGGCUGUCCAGGAGCCGGCUUUGCGCUCUGCAAUCUUCGCCUUCUCCUCGCGGCACAUUGACAGACAGCGCAAAGUGGAUGCGUCCGAGGCUCUGCAGUACCAUAACCACUGCCUACAACUUCUGAUUCCGGCCCUGUCUGGCUCGAGAGCAGACAUAACAGAUGUCGUUCUUGCCACAGUUGCGGUUCUGCGACAGCAUGAAGAAAUGGAGCCUGACGACAAUCAAUUCCAUCUGACCGGUACAGCGCGCAUACUGAACACAAUAUCCUCAUUCGGCUCGUCGGGAGGGUUGGGUGAGGCGGCGGCCUGGCUUUGUCUACGUGAAGAUAUAUACAUCGCGCUAAUUUCGCAGAAGCCGCUGCGGACGAAUCUCCAGAGCUUCCACAGGUCCAAUGUCUGGGUGAGGGAUGACGACUUUGCAUGGGCAAGUCGGAUGGUCUUUCUGCUGGCUAAAGUCCUAAGUUGCGCGUUCAGUCCCUGUGGUCAUGAGUCCUCUCUGGAUCUAAGCGGGCUGCAGAGACUGGCACAAGAAGUGGAAGCCUGGAACGAUUCGAAGCCUACUUCUUUCGACGCGAUACGCUCUGUACCACGGGGGGCAGAUUUAGAGCAGCGAUUUCCUGAGAUAUGGAUGUUGCUGCCAGUCCACGUUGUUGGGGCACAGUACUACCAUAUCGCAAAGAUCGUUCUGGCAGUCACCACUUGCCCUAGUCCCACGCUCGUUUCCCAAAAUUUCCAAGUAUCCAGACAUAUCGAGAAAGUAGUCAGACACCACCUCUUCAUGGUCCUGGGUUUGGCCAAGUCUAACCCCAAAGCUGAAAAUACGCUUUUCACCGCGCGUCAUAGUCUUGUAGCAUGGGGCUGGGUCAUUCGGCGUAGAGAGGAUCAAGAAGCUUCCGAGGCUCUUUUACGUGAAAUGGAGACCAGGACUGGCUGGGAUGUCACACGGACGAUUCAGGCUUUACGGGAGCAAUGGGCCGACGAUGAUUCUGACUGCUGACACCAGACUUAGAUUUGCGGGCAUGAUACACCAUUUGUUUCACCGAAGGAAGUCUGAGGUCAGAGCGUGCUUCCCCUGCUCGGGAAAAAGGCGGUCACGUCACGGGGAUGGGGAAUCUCAAUAUAUGGAGAUCAACAUGGCAGAUUCGGGAUCGUUUCAACCCGAUCAGAGGGUUCUUCCUACUCCCAUUCGCUCCGAGCUUAUGCAAAGUCAGGUUAGCUGCUGAUUACGAGAGCCAGCCCGAAAGCUUAUUGAGCCGCGGUGCCUACA
This is a messenger RNA of Aspergillus fijiensis CBS 313.89, 1471 nucleotides long. RefSeq lists its product as uncharacterized. The coding region runs from base 122 to 1201 and encodes 359 amino acids. The record is from RefSeq and is a predicted model, not a curated record. Gene Ontology annotation, biological process: positive regulation of transcription by RNA polymerase II. The transcript has 6 exons. Gene Ontology annotation, cellular component: nucleus. Gene Ontology annotation, molecular function: transcription cis-regulatory region binding; DNA-binding transcription factor activity. Lineage: Eukaryota; Fungi; Ascomycota; Eurotiomycetes; Eurotiales; Aspergillaceae.